AUGAAAUUCUCUGUUUCCGUUGCCCUCGCCCUUGGCGGCUUCGCGGCCGCCAACCCCCUGCCUCUCAACCACCAGGCAGAGGAACUCUUCCACCGCCAGGUGCAAACCCUUAAUGCGGCCAUGGUGGCGGCAGGCCGCGAGUACAUCGGUACCUCCCUCACGGUGCGCAAUGACAACCAGGAGUCCAACAUCAUCCGCAGCGAAUUCGGGUCCAUCACGCCCGAGAACGCGCAGAAGUGGGAUGCGACGGAGCCCAACCGCGGCCAGUUCAACUUCGGCGCUGCCGACCAGCACAUGAACUGGGCGCAGCAGAACGGCAAGCACGUCCGCUGCCACACGCUCGUCUGGUACUCGCAGCUGCCAGGCUGGGUCUCCAACAGCGGCUUCAACAAUGCGACGUUGAUCCAGGUCAUGACCAACCACAUUAACCAGGUUAUGGGACGGUACAAGGGCCGGUGCAACCACUGGGAUGUGGUUAACGAGGCCCUCAGCGAGGACGGCACCUACCGCGACAACGUCUUCCUGCGCGUGAUCGGCGAGGCGUACAUCCCGAUCGCGUUCCGGGCCGCUGCUGCCGCCGACCCGGCCGCCAAGCUUUACUACAACGACUACAUCCUGGCUACGGUGUGCGCAUCGACGGCGUCGGCCUACCAGGGCCACCUGACGACCGAGAGCACGCCCACGCAGUCGACGCCCACCCCCUCCGAGGAGGACCUCACGGCGGCACUCAAGGUCACGGCUGAUUUGGGUGUGGAGGUCGCUUGGACCGAGAUUGACAUCCGCAUGCGCACGCCGUCCAACUCGCAGAAGCUGCAGCAGCUUGCCGAUGCCUACGGCCGGGUCGCGCGGGCCUGCUUGAAUGUCCCCAGCUGCGUGGGCAUGACCAUCUGGGGCGUUACCGACAGAUAUUCGUGGGUUCCCAACACAUUCCAAGGAGAGGGCGACGCGCUGCUCUGGAACAGCAACUACCAGAAGAAGGCGGCCUACACCUCUUUCCUGGAGGGUAUUACUUCCGGAGGCAGCUCCAAGGCUUAG
This is a messenger RNA of Chaetomium globosum CBS 148.51, 1035 nucleotides long. RefSeq lists its product as uncharacterized. The record is from RefSeq and is a predicted model, not a curated record. Gene Ontology annotation, biological process: carbohydrate metabolic process. The coding region runs from base 1 to 1035 and encodes 344 amino acids. Lineage: Eukaryota; Fungi; Ascomycota; Sordariomycetes; Sordariales; Chaetomiaceae. The transcript has 5 exons. Gene Ontology annotation, molecular function: hydrolase activity, hydrolyzing O-glycosyl compounds.